Molecule: messenger RNA, 324 nt
Organism: Drechmeria coniospora
Lineage: Eukaryota; Fungi; Ascomycota; Sordariomycetes; Hypocreales; Ophiocordycipitaceae
Exons: 2
Coding region: 1-324 (107 amino acids)
Source: RefSeq, a predicted model, not a curated record
AUGCCGGACCCAGAGGCAACCACUCUCUCGAUCCACGUUGUCAAGUCCAAAAUGCUGCCAGAGUUCGCCGUGGCAUGCCAUGGGCAGGGGAUGGCAUGCCUGCCGUCGUCGCACGAGCACAUGCUCGCUCCGCCUCCAGAAGCUGGCCACAAGGCUUCCUACCGUCGACGGGUCCGGACGGUGCAGGCUCGCUGGAGCGGGUCCGAGGGAGCGACCGGAAACCUCAUGGAGUCCAAACGGGUCCCCAAACGGGUCCUCGAGAUGGGCACGGAAGAUGGCACGACGAGGCCCUACCCACACGCAUUGCACACCAUGGACGAGUAA